Messenger RNA from Fulmarus glacialis (Northern fulmar), 288 nucleotides. Its product is annotated as fibroblast growth factor 8. Lineage: Eukaryota; Metazoa; Chordata; Aves; Procellariiformes; Procellariidae. Gene Ontology annotation, biological process: positive regulation of protein phosphorylation; neuron differentiation; limb morphogenesis. Gene Ontology annotation, molecular function: type 2 fibroblast growth factor receptor binding; type 1 fibroblast growth factor receptor binding; growth factor activity. The annotation marks the transcript as partial. Gene Ontology annotation, cellular component: cytoplasm. The transcript has a single exon. The record is from RefSeq and is a predicted model, not a curated record.
AGCAACGGCAAAGGCAAGGACUGCGUCUUCACGGAGAUCGUCCUGGAGAACAACUACACGGCACUGCAGAACGCCAAAUACGAGGGCUGGUACAUGGCCUUCACCCGCAAAGGCCGCCCACGCAAGGGUUCCAAGACCCGGCAGCACCAACGGGAGGUACAUUUCAUGAAGAGGCUUCCCAAGGGCCACCAGACCACCGAGCCCCACAGACGCUUUGAGUUCCUCAACUACCCCUUCAACCGGAGAAGUAAAAGGACUAGAAACUCCAACUCCAGGGCGGGCCCUUGA